This is a messenger RNA of Harpia harpyja (harpy eagle), 4075 nucleotides long. Its product is annotated as signal recognition particle 54 kDa protein. NCBI's taxonomy places the organism in Eukaryota, Metazoa, Chordata, Aves, Accipitriformes, Accipitridae. Gene Ontology annotation, biological process: SRP-dependent cotranslational protein targeting to membrane; SRP-dependent cotranslational protein targeting to membrane, translocation. Gene Ontology annotation, cellular component: cytosol; signal recognition particle, endoplasmic reticulum targeting. The record is from RefSeq and is a predicted model, not a curated record. The transcript is spliced from 17 exons. Bases 262 to 1995 code for a protein of 577 amino acids. Gene Ontology annotation, molecular function: GTPase activity; endoplasmic reticulum signal sequence receptor activity; GTP binding.
ACGCCGUUUCCCCGGAGCCACCUUAACCGGGCAGGGGGCGCGCGCGCCCCGGUAGCGGAAGCGAGCCGGGGCCCGCGGGGCGAGGGCGAGUGGUGACGUUUCCCUGGUCGGCGGGUAGCGGCGGCGGUUGGCGUUUCGCGGUUGCCAGCGGCGGCUGCGGGCAGCGCUGGGCGGCCUCGCCGCGGCGGGCUGAGCUGGGCUCCGCCCGCAGGCCCCGCGCCGCGCUGCCGAUUCUUCUGAGUUCUACUUGAAGCCGCCAAAAUGGUUCUAGCAGAUCUUGGAAGAAAAAUAACUUCAGCGCUACGCUCGCUGAGCAAUGCUACAAUUAUCAAUGAAGAGGUUUUAAAUGCUAUGUUAAAAGAAGUAUGUACAGCAUUACUGGAAGCUGAUGUUAAUAUUAAACUUGUGAAGCAACUCAGAGAAAAUGUCAAGUCUGCAAUUGAUCUUGAAGAAAUGGCAUCUGGCCUUAACAAAAGAAAAAUGAUUCAGCAUGCUGUCUUUAAGGAACUUGUUAAGCUUGUAGAUCCUGGAGUCAAAGCAUGGACACCUACCAAAGGAAAACAGAAUAUUAUAAUGUUUGUUGGUUUGCAAGGAAGUGGUAAAACAACAACCUGUUCAAAGUUAGCAUACUUCUAUCAGAGGAAAGGUUGGAAGACAUGUUUAAUAUGUGCAGACACAUACAGAGCAGGUGCUUUUGACCAGUUAAAGCAGAACGCCACAAAAGCAAGAAUUCCCUUUUAUGGGAGUUAUACAGAAAUGGAUCCUGUAAUUAUUGCCUCAGAAGGUGUUGAGAAAUUUAAGAAUGAAAACUUUGAAAUAAUCAUUGUUGAUACAAGUGGACGUCACAAACAGGAAGACUCUUUGUUUGAAGAAAUGUUACAAGUUGCUAAUGCCAUACAACCAGAUAACAUUGUUUAUGUGAUGGAUGCUUCCAUUGGCCAAGCUUGUGAAGCUCAAGCUAAAGCUUUCAAAGAUAAAGUAGAUGUAGCUUCUGUUAUUGUUACUAAGCUUGAUGGACAUGCAAAAGGAGGUGGAGCUCUUAGUGCAGUUGCUGCCACAAAGAGUCCUAUUAUUUUUAUUGGAACUGGCGAACACAUAGAUGACUUUGAACCCUUUAAAACACAGCCUUUCAUCAGCAAACUUCUUGGUAUGGGUGAUAUUGAAGGAUUGAUAGAUAAAGUAAAUGAGUUAAAGUUGGAUGAUAAUGAAGCACUCAUAGAAAAGCUCAAACAUGGUCAAUUUACUUUAAGAGAUAUGUAUGAACAAUUCCAAAACAUCAUGAAAAUGGGACCAUUCAGUCAGAUCUUGGGUAUGAUCCCUGGUUUUGGAACUGACUUCAUGAGUAAAGGCAAUGAACAGGAAUCAAUGGCAAGGCUAAAGAAACUGAUGACUAUAAUGGACAGUAUGAAUGACCAAGAACUUGACAGUACAGAUGGUGCCAAAGUUUUCAGUAAGCAGCCAGGAAGAAUCCAAAGAGUAGCAAGAGGUUCAGGUGUUUCUACCAGAGAUGUUCAGGAGCUUUUGACCCAAUACACUAAGUUUGCACAGAUGGUGAAAAAGAUGGGAGGCAUCAAAGGGCUUUUCAAAGGUGGUGAUAUGUCAAAGAAUGUAAACCCAUCUCAGUUGGCCAAACUGAACCAGCAGAUGGCAAAGAUGAUGGAUCCAAGAGUUCUUCAUCAUAUGGUGUGUGAUUUCCUUGGGGAAAAGAUUGCAUCUGUUCUGGGGAUAAGCACACCAAAAUACCAAUAUGCCAUUGAUGAGUAUUACAGAAUGAAGAGAGAGGAGGAAGAGGAGGAACAGGAAAACAAGAUGUCAGAAGCAGCAGAAAGACAGCAUCGGGAACAGCAGAACAAGCCACAAGCUGAAGCUCCUGUCCAGACAGACCAGCCUGAAGCAACAGCAUGCACUUCAUUUGUGAAUGUAAACUUUGAAAAUGAGGGAGAUUGCCAGUCCAUUGGGGAAAAUAAACAAGAUGUAGUCCCCGUCCCUCCUUAAGUGUAAAGCUCUGUAUAAUGUAGGAAAUAGGAAGUGUCAGGUGUCACAAUCUGGCUAUAAGAAGCAGGAAAAAUAGGAUUAUACUUGUUCAGUGAAAUACAACUUCUAGAAUUCUUAUUGAUCAGGAGAGAGCUAGGCACUGUCUGUUCAGUCUGUCUGCCUAAUAAAGGCUGAGGCAUUCUGCCAAAUUGGCACUUCAGUUAAAAUGAAAAUUGCACUACAAACAUUGGUCUAAAAUGGAAUGUGUGAGCUAAUUUCUGUGUAGAGCAAGUAAAAAUGUCUCUUCUUUGAAUUGCUGUGUCUCUAACACCUGUGGAUUACAGAUGCAGUGCUGUUUCCUACUUCUAAAUGCCUAUUUCUGAUUUGCACAUUGUUUGCAACUCGGCUCUCUAUGAAUAGAUUAAUAGGAAUCAAUAUCCUGUAACUCACAAGUCAUUAUAAUAGCAUCUGAUUUCCCCUAUUUAUUGUCACUAUUGUAUGCAUGUUUUUUUUUCUGUUGUUUAAAACAAGAGAUAGUUAGAUUUAAUGUUAAUUAGAUUUAAGGGUCCACUGACUUUUUAUUAAAAAAAAAAAAACAACAAAACUUUAAAGGAGGCUGUAAACACCCUUAACUUAUUAACAAGUACCAGCACUCUUGGAGGCUAAUAGUGCUCAGCUGCUCCAUUCAGUGCUGUAGCAAAGUACAGAACUAGCAACAGUGUAAGAUGUUCUCGGAGUACUCCAAGUCCAAGAAUUAACAGACCCACCUGCCUGAAUACUUUACAUGCUUUUAAUGGUCCUGGGAAAUAAACUCAAGUCUUGCUAAAUUAUACUGAAUGCACUGGACACUGUUGUGGUACCAAUCUAGAACUAUGAAAACUUUUUUGGACAUAGAUUACCUGAGUCAGUGUACUUGAUUAACCUAAACAGACUAUUUAUUUAAUGUUAAAUUACCAGUAAGGGAUGUGCCAUUGCAGAUGUUUCUCCCCGCUUUAGCACAGAAUACAUAAAUAACUAUAAAUCACAAAACCAAACUUAGGAUUCUUCCUUUUUCUUAAAUAAACAAAACACUUUGCUGCAAUACUGCAACAACAGUAAUUUUUAUUUUUGCUUAAGUAAGUGAAAUGCAGGUAGCUCCACAGCUUUUAAAGUAGCCUCAAAUAACAGUUAAGGCUAUUUUACCGCAAUGACUGUCAUUCUACUUGUAGCUUGUAAAAGGUGAAUGGUUUACUUUAUGACAAUCAGAUGUUAGUGCCCCAGUCACUUUCUACAGAGAAUCGUUCUAGAUAAAGGAGCAGAGAAUGUGCACUAGUUACCAUGUGAAACAUUACUUCUGUCCUUGAGAUUUCUAAGUAAAAUUUAAAAAAUAGUCUUCAGUGAAAUUUUGUGUUGGGUAUCAUCAGAUGUCCCUGGCCUUGGUCCCACUACCAACUAAGGAGCCUGAUGUAACUAACAUUAGAGGCCCAGUAACUUGGCUAUUAGUUUCCAGAGAUCAGUUAUGUUUUUCAGACAACCCUCUGCCUGAACUAGUGUCCUGUAGAGCACAAACUCCUUCUCCUCUCAUCCGUCCUUAGCAUUCCAGCACUACGCUAAAUCUUCUGAGGAGGAUUCAGUCAUCAGCUCUAUUCCAUCUGUUUUGAUACUCUGUUCUUUGUCUCUUUUUGAAUUGUAAGACAGGGUGCUGACAGCUGUGUAAAAUCAUUCCUUAGCCCUGAACAUCUGUAUGGGAGAGCUUGGUUCAACCCCUGGGGGAUACACAGAAAAACAGCUUGUUGGGAGUUCUUAUACUGUCAAAGACAGAAAGCUUCACACACCUCAAGAGUAAAACCUUCACAGCUGAAAGAUGCUUUGCUUUUCUGUCAAGAAAUUAAUGUCAGUUGUGUUGUUUUUUCCCCCCUCUCCCUACUAUCUGUUGCAUCAGAAAUGCUCUCACUGCCUUGGGUUUAAACUUCUUUGUAUGAAAUACUGUAUUACUCACUGUGCCUUAACUUAAUCCUUCCUUUUGCAAACUAUAUGAAAGUGGUUACUUUCAUAAUAGUUUAAUUUUUCUGUAAAUGCAUUAAUUGGUUAUUUUAUAUUUAAUAUAAUUUUUGAACUGGAA